Staurois parvus is the source of this 397-nucleotide messenger RNA. The record is from the annotation of a GenBank genome assembly. Lineage: Eukaryota; Metazoa; Chordata; Amphibia; Anura; Ranidae.
UCCCUCGGACACAGCAGAUCACCAAUCCAUGGAAAGAGCCGAAGAUGUCGGCUCAGUCAUGCGAUCAGCUGUGUCCAAUCACAGCUGAUCACAGAUCAUCAGAGCACUGAUGAUCAGUGUGCCCUGAUGAUCUAUGUAGCCCCAGCAGCGCCAGCUGUCAGUGUCCAUCAGUGCCAGCUCUCAGUGUUCAUCCAUGCCACCUAUCAGUGCCACAUUUCAGUGCCCAUCAGUGCCACAUCAAUGCCACAUAUCAGUGCCCAUCUGAGCUGCCUUUCAGUGUCACCCAUCAGUGCCAGUCAGUGCCACCUAUCAAUGCCUGUCAGUGCCACCUAUCAGUGCUGCCAAUCAGUGCCACCUAUCAGUUCCAGUUAGUGCCACCUAUCAGUGUGCCUCAGUG